UCCUCAACCCCCGCCCCCCUCCCCUCAUUCACUCUAGGUAAUUCUUCUUUCGAUGGAACUGCUACAAGGGUCUGAGAGAUCAAACCUCAUCGAAGACGACGACGCCAAAUUCAGCGAUGCCCUUGAAGAAUUCCCUCUCUUCGAUGCUUCCAACUCUUCUUCGGCUUCGUCUGUCUCUCAAAUCGAUGACCAUACGAUUUCAGAACAACCAUCAUCCCCUUCCUCUGCUGGUCUCCGGCGCCGUCGCCUUUUUUCCCGACAGACUUCCAAAGAACUUCCCUGGUCUACUUUCAAAAAAAGUUCUGAUGGGUUAGUGGAUUUUAAUCUUCAUGGAUCUACUGUUUCUCUAGGAAAAAACUAUAAAUUUCUUUGGAAUUUGAAGAAUAAUGAUAAGUUGAACGAUAAGCUGAAUCGGACAAAGGUUCGUGUGGGGUCUGGCAGCGAUGGUAAGCGAUUAGCCAAUGAAACAAAUGGGAGUUCUUUGAGUUCUAGUGUGAUUACCACUGUUAAUGGUGAUGAGGGAGCCAUUGAUGAUUCUGUUACAGUGGAUUCAUCAAACCCUGGUUCGAGUUUCCUUUUUAUCUUAGCUGGAUUAGUGAUUAAAACUAUUGCAUUUCAAACAAGUUUGUUAGUUGGCUUGAUAUCAUUUCCUUUAUGGUUAAUGUAUUCGUCUUACAUGUUUCUUAUCGAUCCUUUUUCGAUUAUAAGGCGUGGAAGAAGUUACAUUAAGAAACGCAUUUCAAGAUUCUUGAAGUUCUGUUAUGGUAAUCUCAAAUGGGUUCUAAACAUAUGGAUCAAAAGAAACAGGUCCACAUGGAAGUUUUGUAUGCAAAUAGGAUGGGGAUUGCUGUCUUCGGCUUUCGUUGGAAUCAUUUUGGUUGGUUUAUUAGUUAUGGGGUUUGUAAUCAGUGGGGCUUUAAUGAAAUACAUUUUGGAGCAGCCCAUACAGAAGAUAGAGCAAUUGAGCUUUGAUUAUACAAGAGAUACUCCAAUGGCUUUUGUGCCUAUAAUGUCUUGCCCAGAACCCCUUUGUUUGGAUUGCAAUGAAAAGAUUAGAUUUGGGAAUGCUGCUCAAUCGCGGGUUAUACCUCUUGAUCACAAAUUGCAGGCCACGGUAUCAUUAACUUUGCCAGAAUCGGAUUACAACAGAAAUCUUGGGAUCUUUCAGGUGAGGGUGGACUUCCUUUCCAGCAAUGGCAAACCCCUUCUAAGUACAAUCCAGCCAUGUAUGCUUCCGUUCAAAAGCAAGUCUCUCCGGCUUUUAUCGACUGUUUUUAAGCUCGCCCCACUAAUCACCGGCUAUUCAUCAGAAUCCCAAACCAUCAAAAUCAAAUUUAGCGGACAUACUGAAACAAAAGUUCCAACUUCCUGCUUGAGGGUAGUAAUGGAACCACGGGCUCAAUUUGCCAGCCGUGGUGGUGUUCCUGAAAUAUACACGUCGUAUCUUAAACUCGAGUCAAAACUUCCUCUUUUCAAAAGGAUUUUGUGGUCAUGGAAAGCAACGAUCUUUGUUUGGACUAGUAUGGUGAUGUUUACAGUCGGGUUGCUUUUUGUCUUGGUUAUUAUUGUUCCAUGGCUAUGGCCAAGGGGUGUGCUUUUUAACAGUAAUGCAUCUCAGAACUCCAGCCAAGGUUGAAGGUACAUAGCUGCUUUUCGUGUUGCUAGGCUGCAUUUGGAGUCUCAUCAUAUCUCCUGUUGUUGGUAUACUACCCAUCUUUUUUGGUGAAUGACAUACAGAUUCACAUAUGAAUAUCUCCUGUAGAAUCACACGGUGUAUAUUCUAGACAUCGAAAGAGCAUGUGUGCAAUCAUCUGAAUGCCUUGGUGCACGAGGCUUGGCCUCCAGUCGUAUGUGAUCUUGUAAUCAGUAUGAUAUAUAUGUACAUAUUUUCGGGGUUGGUGUAUUGUACCUGUAUAUUUCUAAAUUCAUAGACAUGAUGAAUUCAGUAUGCAAUAUGGACAUUUGUAGCAAACCAUGAUGAAUUCAGUUUUAUAUUUCUC
Cynara cardunculus var. scolymus (artichoke) is the source of this 2000-nucleotide messenger RNA. RefSeq names its product seipin-2-like. Lineage: Eukaryota; Viridiplantae; Streptophyta; Magnoliopsida; Asterales; Asteraceae. Bases 53 to 1636 code for a protein of 527 amino acids. The record is from RefSeq and is a predicted model, not a curated record. Gene Ontology annotation, biological process: lipid droplet organization; lipid storage. The transcript has 2 exons. Gene Ontology annotation, cellular component: endoplasmic reticulum membrane.